AUGGCAGCCCAAUUUGAAGCUGCAGAGGCUCGCAACAAGCUGGAGGAUCUCUCUGGAAUUCAGCUUGAGCCGGGCGAGAACCCAUACAAUGCCCUCAUCAAAGCCUGCAAUGAUAAUCCGGCUGAGGUCCAAACUCUGUACUCUGUCCACCGAACAAAGAGGAACGGCCAACAAGCGGAGAAGUUUUUGUCCCCUGACUUUAAGGAGCUGGUUAUUGACCAGACACUCCUACGGCUUGAAGAUCCGACUGUAGAGCCGGGAUUUCGUGACAAUAGGAACUGUUUGGUCGUCUGGGCCAGACCCCCAGACCAUGUUAUCCGCUUAGCCUCUAAGGUCAAUGAGUUACUCAAGAAGGCCGCGCCCAGUAUCUGGCUUAUGCCUUCGCAUAGGAUGCAUUUGACAACCCUCGAGGUUGCGUUCUCCAAAACACCCCAGGAGAUUGCUGCCUUCGUAACGACUCUGAGACCGGCUAUCCCUGACAUUGUGAACUACCCAUAUCGUCACAGGUCUCGCCUUGUCAAGCCUAUGGUUUCUUAUGAUUUGUCUGCUUUUGCCCUCUCGUUCCUCCCAGCAUCAGGUGAAGCAGCACUCUCCCCUCCACUCACCGAGCCUGUUAUUACAGAGGGGAUCACACAGGGAGACGCCUACACAUAUCACCAUCUGCGUCGCGACGUGUACGACAAGGCACAGGAAAGCGGCGUCGUGGUUGCAUCAAGAUAUCAAGUUCCCAGUGCGCACAUCACGCUUGGACGCUAUCUGAAUCACAAUGACCAUGACACGCCAGAGAAAAGGGCAGCCUGGGUAAAGGCCAUUGAGGAGGUCAAUGCAUGGCUAGAGAAGGAGGUCUGGGAUAAUCCUGACUCCGAGUACAAUGCUGGCGAGUGGCUAGUCGGCCAUGAGAGAGGACUGGAUGCACGAAAUGGCACACUCUGGUAUGGAGGCGGCAAGACUAUAAUGCUGGGUGAAGGAUUUUAG
This is a messenger RNA of Fusarium musae, 975 nucleotides long. RefSeq lists its product as uncharacterized. The record is from RefSeq and is a predicted model, not a curated record. The coding region runs from base 1 to 975 and encodes 324 amino acids. Lineage: Eukaryota; Fungi; Ascomycota; Sordariomycetes; Hypocreales; Nectriaceae. The transcript is spliced from 3 exons.